CAUUCUGCAAAGAGUUAACUCCGUAUAUAAGGCUGCGUGGUUUUGCAAUCAUCAAUUCGUCUCCUGUCCGCAAGAGAAGUAACUCAUCCGCCAUGUACAAGCUGGUCGUCCUCCUCGCCGUGGUGGCUGCCGCCUCCGCCGGCUACGUGGCCCCCGUGGCCUACUCUGCCCCCGUCGCCGCCCCCCUGGCGUACUCCGCCCCCCUGGCGUACUCCAGCCCCCUGGUGGCCCGCGCUCCUCUGGCUUACUCCAGCCCCGUGGUGGCCCGCGCCCCUCUGGCGUACUCCAGCCCCGUUGUCGCCGCCGCCCCCAUCGCCUCCGCCUACUCCAGCGGCAUCGUGAGGUCCGGCCCCGUCGCCUACUCCUCGCCCCUCAUCCUCGGUUAAACGCACCUCUCUAGUCUCGACCAAUAAACAGUAUUAUUUAUCUUGAAA
Messenger RNA from Frankliniella occidentalis (western flower thrips), 434 nucleotides. RefSeq names its product cuticle protein 21-like. NCBI's taxonomy places the organism in Eukaryota, Metazoa, Arthropoda, Insecta, Thysanoptera, Thripidae. Bases 93 to 386 code for a protein of 97 amino acids. The record is from RefSeq and is a predicted model, not a curated record. The transcript has 2 exons.